Messenger RNA from Gaeumannomyces tritici R3-111a-1, 1753 nucleotides. Its product is annotated as dolichyl pyrophosphate Glc1Man9GlcNAc2 alpha-1,3-glucosyltransferase. The record is from RefSeq and is a predicted model, not a curated record. Gene Ontology annotation, biological process: protein N-linked glycosylation. Gene Ontology annotation, molecular function: dolichyl pyrophosphate Glc1Man9GlcNAc2 alpha-1,3-glucosyltransferase activity. The transcript is spliced from 4 exons. The coding region runs from base 153 to 1661 and encodes 502 amino acids. Lineage: Eukaryota; Fungi; Ascomycota; Sordariomycetes; Magnaporthales; Magnaporthaceae. Gene Ontology annotation, cellular component: endoplasmic reticulum membrane.
AGCUCAACAGCAGCUCGAGCUGCUGAAGCACACAGCCCGCAGGCCAGCCAGAACCCCCAGGACCUCCAAUCAACCAGAAACCGCGAGCUACCCCGACUUGGAUCGAGGGAGCGAGCGUAGCUUUGCUGGCGCGGCCUCGGACAACCGCAACAAUGGCAACCGAAAUCUAUCCCUCGAUUUCUCAGGUCGCCGUCGUGGCGGGCGCCUUGAAGAUUCUCCUCUUCCCAGCAUACAAAUCCACCGACUUCGAAGUCCAUCGAAACUGGCUUGCCAUCACCCACAGUCUGCCAAUAUGGGACUGGUACUACGAGAAGACGUCGGAAUGGACUCUCGACUACCCUCCUUUCUUCGCCUAUUUCGAAUGGACCCUGUCGCAGGUCGCCAGGCUGGUAGACCCGGCCAUGCUGCGAGUCUUCAACCUAGGACAUGAUACCUGGCAGACGAUCUACUUCCAGCGCUUCACCGUCAUCGUCACUGAGCUGCUUCUAGUAUAUGCAUUGCAGAUGUUCGUUGAUUCUACCUCCGGGGUACCCAAACGCGCCGCUCAGACCGCUGCCAUCUCGAUUCUACUGUCGCCAGGCCUCUUGAUCAUAGAUCACAUCCACUUCCAGUACAACGGCUUUCUAUACGGCAUCCUGGUUGCAUCGCUGGUCUUGGCACGUCGCAAGUCUGGCUUGCUGGCGAGCGGCCUGGUCUUCGCUGCUCUGCUGUGCCUGAAACACAUCUACGCCUACCUCGCGCCGGCCUAUUUCGUCUUCCUACUACGAGCAUAUUGCCUCUCUCCGCAAUCAGUGUUCCGGAUUCAGUGGUUGAACUGCAUCAAACUCGGAGCCGGGAUCGGGGCCAUUGUCGCCGCCGCUUUUGGCCCCUUCGCAGCCAAGAAGCAGAUACCACAGAUCCUUAGCCGGCUCUUCCCCUUUGCGCGAGGUCUUUGCCAUGCGUACUGGGCGCCCAACGUCUGGGCUAUAUACUCCUUCAUGGACAGGAUGCUGAUUAUUGCUGCCCCCAAACUCGGACUUCCUGUGAAAGCGGAAGCACUCACCAGCGUCACUCGCGGACUAGUUGGUGACACGUCCUUCGCAGUGCUUCCCAACAUAAGCCCGCGCGUGUGCUUUAUUCUCACGCUAAUUUGCCAGGCGGUACCACUUGUCAAGCUGUUCGCGCAGCCGACCUGGGAGAACUUUAUCGGGGCGGUGACGCUAUGUGGCUAUGCCUCUUUUCUCUUCGGCUGGCACGUUCACGAGAAGGCCAUCUUGCUGGUCAUAAUCCCGUUCAGCCUGAUCGCACUCAAGAACCGGCGGUACCUGGGCGCUUUCCGACCCCUGGCCGUUUCGGGCCAUGUGUCUCUAUUCCCGCUACUAUUUACGCCAGCCGAGUUCCCGAUCAAGACGGUAUACACGGUCUUCUGGUUGAUCCUGUUUCUGGUGGCAUUUGACCGCCUAGCUCCCGCGUCGAGCAGGCCCAGGUUUUUCCUGUUCGACAGGUUCAGCACCCUGUACAUUGCGGUCAGCAUACCGCUGAUACUCUACUGCUCCCUGCUCCACCAAGUGGUGUUUGGCAAGAGGUACGAGUUCUUGCCUCUGAUGUUUACUAGCUCGUACUCGGCCGUAGGCGUUGUGGGCAGCUGGGUUGGGUUCAGCGUCGUUUACUUUACCCCGUAAUGUCUACGGGGGCUUUGUAGAACAAAUCAGCUUGAUCGUAAUACACACACGGCGCUCUCUUCACUCAGUCCAUAUGUCAUGUUGGAAUUUGG